This is a messenger RNA of Radiomyces spectabilis, 1203 nucleotides long. Its product is annotated as peptidase M24, structural domain-containing protein. The transcript has 2 exons. The record is from RefSeq and is a predicted model, not a curated record. Bases 1 to 1203 code for a protein of 400 amino acids. Lineage: Eukaryota; Fungi; Mucoromycota; Mucoromycetes; Mucorales; Radiomycetaceae.
AUGCAAAAAGACUUUGCGUCGCUGAAAGAUUACUGUAACCAUGUUCAACCUAUUCAACCUUUGGAGUAUGUCUCCCGUCAGAAAAAACUGGCCGAGACUCUGAAGCGGGAAGGCGCCAGAGCAUUCAUCAUGGAACCUGGAGCCACGAUGUCCUACUAUACAAACAUCGAUUGGUCGCUGAGUGAGCGCCCUUUCCUGGUGAUUUUGCGCAUAGACGAUGAUUUACCGACAGGGCUCAAUAUGACCAUCGUCACCCCGGCAUUUGAAGCCACCCGAGCGCGUGAGAAUCUGGAUCAAGCAAAACUUCCUCCACAAAUUGAGCCUAGCAUCGUAGAGUGGCGAGAGGAAGACUCUCCGUAUGACGCCGUGGGAACCGUACUAAACGAGACUAUCCACAAAGUGUUUAUGGAAACGGAUGUCCGGCUAUUUAUUUUCGAUGGGGUCAGCAAGGUGCUCGGCAAUGACGCGGUAGAGGUGUCAUCCAAGGCUAUCCGAACAUUACGCAUGGUAAAAUCGAAGGCCGAACUGGAUAUUUUACGCUGCGUGAAUCAUGCUACGGAAUUGGCGAUUCGCAAAGUGAGGCAUCACGUGAGAGUGGGCAUGACGGAGAAUGAUAUAGCCGAUUUGAUGGAGAGCGCACUACACACAGCAGGAUUGACAAAUACUUGGGUGCUUGCGUUAAUUGAUGAGAAUGCGGCCUUUCCUCACGGAGAACCGGGCAAAACAAAGCGAGUCACAAAAGACAGCACCGUCUUGAUAGAUACAGGAGGAGAACUAUUAGGCUACCAAUCAGAUACAACACGUACAUUUUUCUUGGGACCGGAGGGAUUCAACAAGACGAUAGAAGAUGCGUGGUAUACAGUGAGACGAGCCCAAGAGAAAGUCCUAAAUCAAGCUGCGGCGGGAAUGCCAUGUGCGGAAGUGGAUUUAACCGCACGCCAUGUUAUUGACGAGGCCGGUUAUGGACAAUAUUUUACUCACCGAUUAGGCCAUGGCAUCGGCAUGGAAAUGCAUGAAGAACCUUAUAUGAAUCAAGGCAAUACAGAUCAAAUUCUGGAACCUGGAUUCACCUUUAGUGUCGAACCUGGUAUUUACGUCGCACGGGAAUUCGGAAUUCGACUCGAAGACAUUGUAGUCGUCAAUCAAGAAGGAAAACUGGAACUUUUGACUUCAGGUUUAGCACAGAAUCCAUGGUCCCUGUAA